This is a messenger RNA of Coccinella septempunctata (seven-spotted ladybird), 405 nucleotides long. RefSeq lists its product as uncharacterized. Bases 12 to 332 code for a protein of 106 amino acids. Lineage: Eukaryota; Metazoa; Arthropoda; Insecta; Coleoptera; Coccinellidae. The record is from RefSeq and is a predicted model, not a curated record. The transcript is spliced from 2 exons.
UCUUAUCUUCUAUGAAAUAUAAAUUAUUAUACUUUUUUCAGGAAAUUGAAACAGUUCAAUCAGACAGUGAAAGAACCGAAACACCAGUUUCAGAGGGUAUAAUUCCAAGCAUCAUCACCAAAACAAGUGAUGUUGCCGGUGAUAUCGCCAAUACUGCUGGUCAAUUGGCCAAAGACGAUAUAGAAUUAAAAGCAGCCCUUCUUACUGGUAUUUUAGGAGGAGCAGGGCAUGCUGCUGGAUCAGCCCUCCAUGAGACUGGACAAGUUGCUGCACAUGCAGUAUCGAACAUCGAAGAUGGUUUUAAGAAUAUUUUCGGUAACUUCGGAAAAUAAAAGGUUACUCUGAUUAAUCGAAACUAUAUUCUUGUUAUGGAGCGCAUUUCGUUUAUAUUGUAUCGAUAUUAAA